AUGCUAGUGGACUAUCAGUCCCCGAGGUUAGCCGUAGCCUUGCACCUACUAGUGGACUAUCAGUCCCAGAUAUUUGCCGUAGUGGACUAUCAGUCCCCGAGGUUAGCCGUGGCCUUGCACCUACUAGUGGACUAUCAGUCCCCAAGAUUAGCCGUAGCCUUGUACCUACUAGUGGACCAUCAGUCCCAGAGGUUAGCCGCAACCUUGUACCUACUAGUGGACUAUCAGUGCCAGAGAUUAGCCGCAGCCUUGAACCUACUAAUGGACUAUCAGUGCCAGAGAUUAGCCGCAGCCUUGUACCUACAAGUGGACAAUCAGCCCCAGAGAUUAGCUGUAGCCUUGCACCUACCAUUGGAUUAUCAGCCCAAGAGAUUAGCCGUAGAAUUGUACCUACUAGUUGACUAUCAGUCCCAGAGAUUUGCCGUAGCCUUGUACCUACCAGUGGACUAUCAGUCCCAGAAUUUUGCCGUAGCUUUGUACCUACUAGUGGACAAUCAGCCCCAGAGAUUUGCCGUAGCCUUUAACCUACAUUCCCAGAGACUAGUCGUAACCGUGCACCUACUAGUGGACUAUCAGUCCCCAAGAUUAGCCGUAGCCUUGUACCUACUAGUGGACCAUCAGUCCCAGAGGUUAGCCGCAACCUUGAACCUACUAGUGGACUAUCAGUGCCAGAGAUUAGCCGCAGCCUUGAACCUACUAAUGGACUAUCAGUGCCAGAGAUUAGCCGCAGCCUUGUACCUACUAGUGGACAAUCAGCCCCAGAGAUUAGCUGUAGCCUUGCACCUACCAUUGGAUUAUCAGCCCAAAAGAUUAGCCGUAGCCUUGUACUUACUAGUGGCCUAUCAGUCCCAGAGAUUAGUCGUUACCGUGCACCUACUAGUGUACUAUCAGUCCCCAAGAUAUGCCGUAGCCUUGUACCUACUAGUGGACCAUCAGUCCCAGAGGUUAGCAGUAGCCUGGUACCUACUAGUGGACUAUCAGUGCCAGAGACUAGUCGUAGCCUUGUACAUACUAGUUGACUAUCAGUCCCAGAGAUUAGCAGUAGCCUUGUACAUACCAGAGACGUAUAAUACGUCUCUGUACAUACUAGUGGAACAUCAGUCCCAGAGGUUAGCAGUAGCCUGGUACCUACUAGUUGACUAUCAGUCUCAGAGACUAGUCGUAACCGUGCACCUACUAGUGUACUAUCAGUUCCCAAGAUUUGCCGUACCCUUGAACCUACUAGUGGACUAUCAGUCCCCUAGGUUAGCCGCAGCCUUGUAA
This is a messenger RNA of Mizuhopecten yessoensis (Yesso scallop), 1263 nucleotides long. RefSeq lists its product as uncharacterized. The coding region runs from base 1 to 1263 and encodes 420 amino acids. The transcript has 2 exons. The record is from RefSeq and is a predicted model, not a curated record. NCBI's taxonomy places the organism in Eukaryota, Metazoa, Mollusca, Bivalvia, Pectinida, Pectinidae.